GGGCGAGGGGCUGGAGGGGGGGGGGGUGGUUCGACGCGGGGCCGUUGGCUCCAGACAAAUAAACAUGGAGUCCAUCUUCCACGAGAAACAAGAAGGCUCACUCUGUGCUCAACAUUGCCUGAAUAAUCUAUUGCAAGGGGAAUAUUUUAGCCCUGUGGAAUUAUCCUCUAUUGCUCAUCAGCUAGAUGAAGAAGAGAGGAUGAGGAUGGCAGAGGGAGGAGUCACUAGUGAAGACUAUCGAACAUUUUUACAGCAACCUUCAGGAAAUAUGGAUGACAGUGGUUUCUUCUCUAUUCAAGUUAUAAGCAAUGCCUUGAAAGUUUGGGGUUUAGAGCUAAUCCUCUUCAACAGCCCAGAGUAUCAGAGGCUCAGGAUCGAUCCUAUAAAUGAAAGAUCAUUUAUAUGCAACUAUAAGGAACAUUGGUUUACGGUUCGAAAAUUAGGAAAACAGUGGUUUAACCUAAACUCUCUCUUGACGGGUCCAGAAUUAAUAUCAGAUACUUACCUUGCACUUUUCUUGGCUCAGUUACAACAGGAAGGUUAUUCCAUAUUUGUUGUUAAGGGUGACCUACCAGACUGUGAAGCUGACCAGCUCCUGCAAAUGAUUCGGGUACAACAAAUGCAUAGACCAAAACUCAUUGGAGAAGAAUUAGCUCACUUAAAAGAUCAAAGAGUACAGAAAACAGACCUAGAGCAAUCUUUAGAAGUAAGUCAUACAUAUGAUGGAACGGGAAUGUUAGAUGAAGAUGAAGAGAAUCUACAAAGAGCUUUAGCACUAAGUCGACAGGAAAUUGAUAUGGAAGAUGAAGAAGCAGAUCUGCGUAGAGCAAUUCGACUUAGUAUGCAAGGUGGUUCCAGAAAUAAUAUUUCAGAAGAUAUUCCACAGACAUCAGGUACAAACUCACCAACAUCUCUUACUUCAGAAGAACUACGAAAGAGAAGAGAAGCCUACUUUGAAAAACAACAGCAGCCAGAACAGAUAGCACAUCUACAUGAAAAGCCAACUACAGGUGCAGAUGCACUUGAAAUUGAUCCAGGUGACGAUAUGACUGAAGAAGACAUGCUUCAAGCUGCUAUGAAUAUGUCUUUGGAAAAUGGCUCAUAUCCUGUGACUGAUGCAUUCCUGGAUUGGAAGGGAACCCUUCAGAAGUGAGGUGUGGAGACAGAAUAUGCAGCUUGGGGAGAACAGAACUAUUUUUCCAGGUGCUUUAUGAAUAUCUUCUCUAUUAUGUCAAAAUGUUACAGCUUUAGAUGAACACCCCUGCGUUACACACCUCAAUGUCAAGUUUCCUCUGUUACUAAGGAAAAUGAGGGAAAUAAAGUAUGCAAGCUAGCUUGUGUUAAUUGUAAGACUUAAGGUCCGAGAUAUAUGUGUAAUGAACUAAACUGGGCUACCUGGUUUAGAUCAUCCUGCAGCCUUUUAUUGUGAAUGGUGCUUUCUGUUUUACACAAAUUUGAAAUGUAUGAAAAUGUAGAUAAAUGCUGCUUUGCCUAUAUUCCAUUUAACAGAAAUAUUUUCACCCAUACAAUAAUCUUGGAACACAUGAAAAUAAUUUACUUACUAAAUUAUAUAUAAAAUUAUGUUGUGACUUGAAACAUACUAUUUAGCUAUAAAUACAAUGAUAAUUGGAUUAUUCAAUAGCAAGUGAGGUUGUAAAUAAAAAAAGGUUUUGUCAAACAUCCUUUUAUAUGGUUCCCAAAUGACUUUUUGUUUUAUUGGAGUAGAAUAGUGCUGUAAUUUGGGUUGAGAUUAACAGUGCCUUUUUGAAAUAGGCAUUUUGCUCCUGCCAUCAGCCAUUAUUUGUUUUCAUCUUCAGAAUUUUUCAGAGUUAAUAUAUUAAAUAGGAAUGUCCAAAUUGCAUCUCUGGAAACUAAAAAUAUCGUAGUAUGUCAUUAAAAAAAUUAUGGAUGGCUAUACUGAUCAGGGAAAAUUUUUUGCUCUGAGAUAUGUUGCUAGAUGUCACUGAAAACAUAGGAAAUGCCUUUUAUUGAUGAAGUAAUUUUUACUUGAGUGUGAAUUUUUAAAAAAAAUACCCAUCUUGUGCCAUAUAAAAUUUUCCAAAGUGAACCAUAUAGUAAUAAGAAAAAGUUUUGGCUGCUAAGUCUUUUUAAGUAUCUUUAAUUUAUAAAAUAAAAUUCUUGAUUUUAGAAUACAAUAGUGGAUAAAUCUGGAAAUAUGCACAAUUGUCCCUACAGUUUUGUAUAAUAUUUCCAUGUCUGUUUUCCAUUGCCUUUUCUCUUUGAAAACCUACAUUCAGCCCUUCAUAUAUUUGAGUUAAUGCUUUCUCUAACAUAAAAACAGAGCUAACUGUUAAGAUUGAAACAAUUUUCUCUUAUAGUUUCUUACAUAAUAAAAGCUCUUAAUGGAAAAUAAAACACAAGGCUUAAACCCUUGUAAUGCCCAGAUGAAACAGUUUUUAAAAUAACACGUCAGCCUUAAUUCUUGAUGCUUUUUGUUGACUCAAGUUGGACCCUUAGGCCAGAAAGUUCAGACUGUAUUCAGUUAUGUCUACAUUGAACAUACCAUAUAAAUUUUAUAUUCUAAAAAAUAACUAGUGUAUUGCCAUCUUAUCAUGGAAUAUAGACAUGGAAUAUAGAUUUUUGAUGGCUUAAAUUCUAGUCAUUCAGAUUAUAUUCCUUAGUUCAUAUAAUUUCAAAGAUGGCUGCUCCAUAAUAAUCCAUCGUACAAAAUAAUUUGGCUGGAAGUCACACACCCCCGCCCCCACCUUCCUUCUUAAUCUGGCAUUUAUACAGUGUGGUAUAAAACUUGUGAAUUUGUUUAAAAUUUUAAACUGUAUAAAAGUACACCAAAUCCUGCCACUUUCUAUAAGCAUCUUGUACAGAAGUCAGAUUCUACAACUUGACAGUAGCCAUCCUGCUGAGAUAAAGUUUCAUUUGUGAUGCUAAUGUAGGGAACUACUGUAAAUGUUCAAAACAGGAUUUCUAUUUUGGGUCAACAAUUAGGAGAAUAUUAAUGUUUAAUAUUUAAACAAUAUUUAUUCUUAUGUAAAAUGAGUAUUAAACAGGAUUAACAAGGUACAGAAGAGUUUUGGUUGGAUCUCCAUAAUAUUAGUAAUAAGUAAUGACAAACUUGGAAAUACCCAUAUAAUGUGUAUUUUCAGAUAAGUGAAUGACUUUUACAUGGAAGGAGUACUGAGGAGAUUUUUGUUUUAAUUUGCAAGGAGUGAUAUUAAGAUUAAUGUAUAAAUAGUAAAAAUUUGGAGACAGACUAUAUCUUAAUGUGAAAAAUUCAAAAAGGUAAAAUUUACAUUUUUGUUUAAAAAAUAUUAGGCAAAUAGUUUUUUUUAAUUCUUAAAACAUUUUGUUUUAUUAAUGGAGAUCCUUUUUUAAAGUAAACUGCCACAUGGAGAUUUUCCUAAAUUAAGACUGUAUAUUGCUAAAAAUCUAGUAAAUCAAUUAAAAUAAAGUCAGAUAUAUGUUUUAGUAUCAUAAAACAAAGCUUCUCAUAGCUUAAAUUUAUGCCAAAACAAGAAACUAAAAAUACAGCCUAACUUCUCCCUAUCAGUACAUUCAAUGCUGUUUUAAAAAUCAUGUUCGUGCCAAUUUCUGUAAUAUGAAUAUGUAUUUAUAGUUUUCGUAUUGGCAGACAGGACCUGCCAGAAUGCAGAGAAAAGCUUGAUUAAGUGUGUUAAAAGAAAAAAAAAAGUGUAAAGUUUUUUUUUAAUGCUUCCAUUAGCUUGAAAAACAGUACAUUGAAAUAAGUUGUCACUUUAAAGAGAAUAUUUUUUAAUCUGAAUAAAACCUCUCUUUGCAUUUGAAAGAUCCCGUUUACUAAUUUGCUACAAAUGGAUUGAUUUCUGUAUUUGGGCCUUCCUUAACAUAUGUACUUGCAUUUAUUUAUGCACAUAUACACAUUUUUUUUGCCUUCAUUUGAAACAACAUUUCCAAACACUUGCUUUACAUUUCCUAGAAUAAAUAACAUGAUUUUGAAGUGAUAAGCAUUUUGAUUGAAGAGGAUCUAAAUAAAUGGGAAGGAAAAAGUAAAUAAGAAUCAGUUUCACUUAUUUUUAGUUUAAUUUUUAGAUGAGUUUGGGUUUGUUUUUUGUUUUUUUUUUUUUUUUUAGAAAAUUCAUGCCUUGAAAUAUUUGCUACUGAGUUUUUUCAAUCAUGAUUGCAAAUGAAAUUUUAAAGGCAGUUUUCAUUUAAUAGUGAUUUAAAUUCUUUGAGAUUUAGAAACAUUCCUGUAACUUUUAGAAGGGAAGGGUGGACCUGAAAAAAUGUAAUUUAGUGUUGUGGAAUUGUUUUUGUUAAUUUCCUUAAAUAUUCUUGCCCUAAAAACUGUAAGAAGACUAUAUUACUGGUAUGAUAAAUUUUAAUUUCAUUGUAAUUACUGUUUCUAUACAUUUAAAAUGAAAAGUUUAACUUUCUUCAUUCUGUUUUCAAGGUCUAAGUGGAUUCCAUCAUCAUUAAUCCAAAAUUUGAUCUGCCUUUUAAAAUUUUCCUGUACAAAGCCCUUGUAAAUUCUUAAUCUGGCUCUUCCAAAAUGUGCUGUAUCUUUUGAAUGUUAAUAGGUUCCCUUCUCACUUGGAAGUAGGCAUGUUUAAUUGGUGAAAUAAAGGAAAUAUAUCAUGGUUUUUAAACUACCUGGGUCUUUUAGACAAAGCUAUGGCAGGCAUUAGCAAAAUGUGUAUGAAAGAAUACUUUCUAGGCUUAAUUGGUUAACAGUUACGUAUGUCAUUUUGAGAAACACUUACCAAAUAUGUUUCUGUCAUCUUACACAGAUCAAAGAUGUGUGUUUCUGGGGGGAUUUGUGAGGGUGUAGGUGUGUGAGCGCGUGCACACAUGUGCAAGAUAGCCUAAUGUCUUAUUUUUUGAAAGAGGAAAAUAUAAAAACUUGAAAUGUGAUUGAUUUCUAUACCACUGGAUUACUAGGUUUUUGUAACUAACACUCUGUAUAAAUGGAAAUUUUAAAUGCAAAGAAUUUAAGGAAAACAUCAUAAAAGCAAAACAUUUUGUUUUGACCAUGAUAGAAAUGCACUGUGACAGUGCUGUUUUCUCAGGGCCCAACUCUGCAGCCCUUUAGUGUGUACAACUCUAUCUGAUUUUAUUUGGAAAUAUUAACACACAAAGGUUUUCAUGUCUGGUCCUUAGGAAAGUCAGACUUCCAAAGCACUGUUUGAACAUUAAGGAUUCUAUCUUAUUUUGGUGGAUGAACAACUAAGUUGUAUUUUAAAUAUCAAAAGUUACUAAAUAAAGAUUACUCUGCUUUUUUA
Molecule: messenger RNA, 5234 nt
Organism: Trichosurus vulpecula (common brushtail)
Lineage: Eukaryota; Metazoa; Chordata; Mammalia; Diprotodontia; Phalangeridae
Gene: ATXN3
Product: ataxin 3
Exons: 12
Coding region: 65-1153 (362 amino acids)
Biological process (GO): protein deubiquitination
Cellular component (GO): nucleus
Molecular function (GO): cysteine-type deubiquitinase activity
Source: RefSeq, a predicted model, not a curated record